Messenger RNA from Paraglomus brasilianum, 438 nucleotides. NCBI's taxonomy places the organism in Eukaryota, Fungi, Glomeromycota, Glomeromycetes, Paraglomerales, Paraglomeraceae. The record is from the annotation of a GenBank genome assembly.
AUGACGUUUGCUUACAUUACUUGUCAUGAAUGUGGAGAACUAGUUAGCUUUAGAGAAUAUGGCAGUUAUUGCCCAUCUCAUAGACUAGAUGCAAAUGGGUGUUGCAGAAAUCAUUGUUUGAUUGAUGAAGAGGGAGGGCAUUGUAUUCAUUGUACCCCCAAUCAAUCAUCAAUCCACUGCGGAUUUUGUGGACGUGCCAGUUUAGAAACAAUUUGUGAAGCCUGCAAUGAGAGUGAGGCCUCCUAUGAUGAUAUCCCUGAUUUAAUUGAGGAGGAUGACUCAGUGGAGCAACAAGUUGAAAAUUUUCAUGGAUUCUACCAGUUUAUUGCUCCUACAAGAGAAGAGCAAAUGGAAAGGCUAUCAACACUUAACAUUCAGCUUUGUGAGGAAUGCCAGAUGCCUUGUGAAAAUAUUCGGUGCAAGGAUUGUCAGAUUUAA